This is a messenger RNA of Ictalurus furcatus (blue catfish), 6097 nucleotides long. It is a transcript of the gene dtx2, whose product is annotated as deltex 2, E3 ubiquitin ligase. NCBI's taxonomy places the organism in Eukaryota, Metazoa, Chordata, Actinopteri, Siluriformes, Ictaluridae. Gene Ontology annotation, biological process: Notch signaling pathway; protein ubiquitination. Gene Ontology annotation, molecular function: zinc ion binding; ubiquitin protein ligase activity. The record is from RefSeq and is a predicted model, not a curated record. The transcript has 10 exons. Gene Ontology annotation, cellular component: nucleoplasm. The coding region runs from base 1249 to 3009 and encodes 586 amino acids.
UACUUUUACUACUACUACUACUAAGUAGAAGAAGAAGAACGGCAACAAUACUAGUAGUAUUUUUACUAUUACUACUACUAGUAGUAGAAGAAGAGGAAGUGCUACUACUACUACUAGUAAUAAUAAUAAUAAGAGAAGAAGAAGAGCAACAAUAAUACUACUAGUAGUAGUACUUUCACUACUACUACUACUACUACUGAUAAUAAUAAGAAGAAGAAGAAGAAGAAGAGGAAGAAGAACAACAAUACUACUACUACUACUACUAGUAGGAGUAAUAGUAGUAAUAAUAAUAAUAAGAAGAAGAAGAAGAAAAAGAACAACAACAAUACUACUACUACUGCUACUACUAGCAGUGGUAGUAAUAAUAAUAAGAAUAAUAAUAAGAAGAAGAACAAAAACAACAAUACUACUACUACUACUGCUACUACUAGUAGUGGUAAUAAUAAGAAUAAGAUUAAUAAGAAUAAGAAGACCAACAACAACAAAAACAACAAUACUACUACUGCUACUACUAGUAGUGGUAAUAAUAAGAAUAAGAAUAAGAACAACAACAAAAACAACAAUACUACUACUACUACUGCUACUACUAGUAGUGGUAGUAAUAAUAAUAAUAAUAAUAAUAAUAAUAAUAAUAAUAAUAAUAAUAAUAAAAGAAGAAAGGAAGAAGAAGACCAAGAAGAGGAGCAACAACGAUACUAAUAGGGGCUUGUGUAUUGUUCAGAGAGAGCACACUGUCGCUGGCUUCCCGCUUUUGUUUUCGUUUGUUUUGUACUUCGCUUAGCGACGCCUCAGUGAGCAUAGCAGCGGGGACACACACACACUUCAGGACAUUUUUAACAACUUAGCCUCAUGUAAAAGAGGGGAAAAUGGUUGUGUCAGUAGUUUAUCUCACUGUAACUUGAUCAUUUAUUCAGGGUUUGGCGCUGUGAAGCUGAACUGCUAGGUUGUAGGUGAAUAACUGAGGAAAAGAGGCGCUAGCUGGCUAACCCCCGACAGCUAAAUUAGCUAGUUAGCUUUAGCUGUUAAAAAAAAGAAAGAUGCGAGCUGAUUUUUAGCGAGACUGAAACACUUUGUAAGAAGAGCUGUGUUUAACAGACAGGCGAACAAGCUGGGUUAUUCAGACGAGGAGGCAUUUCCAGCUCCUCAGAUGAACCUGGUUAGCUAGCGGAAACGGCUGUUAGCUCGCUUUGGAAAAAUUAGCUACUUUGGCACCCGCGCGAGCGUUUCCACACGAGCCUGGUCCGAGGAAUGGCCACCGCUUCCGGUUUCUCUUCUGGCGUGAGCGGCUCGCGGAGCGGCGCGUCUCUGACCGCGUCCUCGUCCGGAGCGGGCGGCCAGGCGCAGGGCAUGGUGGCGGUGUGGGAGUGGCAGGAUGAUGCGGGAUCGUGGCGGCCCUACAGCGGCCAGGUGAGCUGCUUCAUAGAGCAGUGUCUCCAGCAUCAUCGGAGCGCAGGCCCGACUGUCACCACCAUCUCCCUGGGGCAGAGUGACCCGAGCCUGGCCGCCUACAUCAUCGACAUCCCGAGUCUCAAGCAGUUCCGACAGGACACCGGUAAGAUCCGCUCGGUGCGACGCAGCAUCUUCCCUCAGUCGUCUGCACUGGGCAGCGGCGUGCUCUGGGAAUGGGCCAACGACGAGGGCGGCUGGACGGCAUACGAAAUGCACGUCUCUGGUUUGCUGGAGCACAGUUACGUGGCACACCAGACCACGGCUGACUUGGGACCACAUGGCCAUAACUACGUGGUGGACUUCACAUCGCUCGAACAGGUUAACAAGAGCUCCGGCUAUCGGCGGCGCGUGCGCAGGCAGACCGGCCCUCCGUACCCUCCCGCGGCAGCCUCGGGCAUGGGCUCGGUCAUCCACUCAGGCCCAGCGUGCACGUGCCAGCAGUGUUUGAGCCACGGACCCAUGCCCGGCCGCUCGCGCCACUCUUUCUCGGCUGGAGCCGGCCCGUCCUCGGCAUACUCUCCGUAUCCCAGAAGGCCGCUCUCUGUAGGGAACAUGGCUUGGGGAGGACCCUGGAGCCCAGCAGCUACGUCUAUGGCUCAGCCUCCAGGGCCGGUGCCGUCCUUUCCGAGUACUCCCAACGGCUCGAGCAUUCCAGCUAUUCCCUUACAGCUGAACGGCUCCAGCAGCGUGAGUGCAGCCCUGGCAGGCAUGGCUUCCAUUUUGAUGUCAGCAGCAGGACUGGGAGUUCGCUUCAUGACCAGCCCGUCCGGCAGGCCCAACCAAGCCCAGGCCAGCUCCGUUAAGAGGGCAAAGAGACAGCACAGGACAGCUGCCCAGAAACCUGAAGACGUCAUUAAGAAGUACAUGGAGGAAAUGCGCGUGAUCCCCGACGAGGACUGCAUGAUUUGCAUGGAGCGUCUGUCGUGUCCGUCCGGCUACGACAGCCCUGAAGGUUGCGGCCAGGCCCUGCAGCCCGGCACGGUGGGCAAGUUCACCAAGUGUGGACACACCUUGCACAUGCUCUGCAUGCUGGCCAUGUACAACAACGGCAACAAGGACGGCAGCCUGCAGUGCCCCUCUUGCAAGACAAUCUAUGGGGAAAAGACAGGCACUCAACCAAAGGGCAAGAUGGAAAUAUACAGCAUCCCUCAAUCCCUCCCGGGCCACCCCGACUGCAGCACUAUACAGAUCAUCUACAACAUCCCACCUGGAAUGCAGGGUCCCGAGCACCCCAAUCCUGGCCAGCCGUACACCUGUCGAGGUUUUCCACGCUUCGGCUUCCUGCCUGACAACGACAAGGGCAGAAAGGUUCUGGAGCUGCUAAAGGUGGCGUGGAUGCGGCGGUUGAUCUUCACGGUAGGCACGUCCAGCACGACAGGCGAGCCUGACACGGUGGUGUGGAACGAGAUCCACCACAAGACCGAGAUGAUGUCGAACGUAUCGGGCCACGGCUACCCGGACCCCAACUAUCUGGACAACGUGCUGGCAGAGCUGGCGGCGCAGGGCGUAACCGAGGACUGCCUGAAAAGAGACACGCCUCGGUCACGUGAGCCCGAGUAGCUUGCCAGACCCCUACGCGAAAUCUGUGCAAUCGCUAACCAAGCUUGACAAUAAAGAGACACCGUGUAAGAUCAUAGUAAGAUUUUGGAGCAUGUAGAAAUGCUUGGAUUAAUGGCGUAUAAUCGUAAGAUGCCGUCACUGGAAGAAAAAAAACAUACAAAAAAAAACAACCUGUAUUGCAUCUUUCGCGAAAAUCACCUAGCUAGGAUUUAAGAACUGAUUCUCUGUAACAUCUAGGUUUUUAAAAAAUAUAUACAUAUAACAAAACGGCUGUGCACGUAGGUCCAACAUACACGAAAACAGCCUCCUGUCAGUGAUCGUUCUCCAUCGAUUGGUAACACAGACGUUCAGAACCUUUACGAAAUCUUACUCGGUACACGAGAAAAUAAGGGAAGGUCGGUUUACAGUAUGUUUUUAGUGAAUGUAUAUACGCGUAGGUGGUGAUGGGAUCAGCGGAGGAUUUCUCCCCGUCACUUCAGUGUUUCUGAACGCUCCGGCAUCUCCAUUUCCGAACAGCUAUGUCACUUUUACGAGACCAUAUGAGAGGCAGCUAUGAUUUGGGUUCGAACAUGCAAUUUUCCGUAGCACUUUAGCUUUUGCGGUGCUGUGAAUCAUAAAGGGAUUUCUAAAGCCAAGUGUAGCUUUAAAAAAAAACAAAACAACAACAACAAAAAAAACAACAUUCUUUCCCGGCAUGGCAUGUAUUAAAAUACACAGUUUCUAGUACAUUCCGACACUUCUUCCAACUUCUCUAUAACAGAUCUCUUCAUAUAAAACACCAGGGCAAGGAUUGACAAUUCAUGUUUAAAAUAAAAAAGCAAAAAAAACCAAAAAAAAAGCAGUGGCAUCGUAUAGUGGAGUCGUAUUACAAAAAAAAAAAAAAUUAUACUAUGUAAUUAUUGCAAAACAAUGCAAAUAGUUUUUACUAGUACUGUAUUAAUUGUAUUACAAAAUUAAAGUGUUACAAAUUGCGACCAUUUUAAUUCAUGCUUUUUGAAAUGCUUUGUUGCUACUAUUAAUAGGAUAUCUGAAAGCACAAGGGAAUUGUUUUUUGUAUGAUCUAUUAAUGUUUAUAAUGUUUCUCUGCCCCCCCCCCCCCACACACAAACACAAACACACACAUCUCGCCUCUACAUCUUCCCCCAGACUUUCUAAUGCAGAGAAACUUAGGAGGAAAGCAAAAAUUGGAUGGACUCUUCAUUUGGAGAAACUAAUAGCACGUUAACUUAAGAUGAAUAGGGAAAUGAUUGCUGAGCCAGAAUUCCCACAAUGCAGCGCAAGUUCCAUUACUUGCCACAGCUGGUGACACUCUGUCCUCAGUGGCUACACGUUGUGCUGCUCGAAUUUCCUUCCCAAUCAUCAUCUACGAUGGGGGAAAUAAAAUGUAUGCAAACAUCGAUCCAUUUAUCUCUCUCUCUCUCUGGUGUGUGUGUGUGUGUGUGUAUGUGUGUGUAUAAAUAUAUAUACACAGUGGGGGAAAUAAGUAUUGAACGUGUCAGCAUUUUUUUCAGUAAAUAUAUUUCCAGUUUUAUUUUCACCAGACAUCAGUAUUAACUCAAGAAAUCUGGAAAUAUAAAGAAUUCACAACAUUAAAGUCCAUAAAUAAAGUUAUGUGUAAUAAAGUGGAAUGAUACAGGAAAAAAGUAUUGAACAUGUUAAGAAAAAGCAGUUCUCCAAAGCAAGGUAAGGCAAGGAACCAGCUGAAAUCCGUAAGUAAUUAUACCCCCUGUCUGUGCAAAUUAAUAUCAGCUGGGUUAAUAAAUUGAUGGUCUAUAAAAAGGCUUUUCGUUACCAAGGUGUCGCACAAGAAACAUCUCAUGAUGGGUGAAAGCAAAGAGCUCUUGAUGGAAUCGGAUACAGACGUAUUUCAAAACUUCUGAAUCUCCCAGUAAGCACCAUUGGGGCCAUCCGCAAGUGGAAGCAACAUCACUCGAUCAUCAACCGGCCACGCACAGGAGCUCGUUGCAAGAUUUCUCACCAGGGAGUCAGAAGAACAGUCAGAAGAGUAGCCCAAGAGCAAAGGACCACUCAGAAAGAGCUCCAGAAACACUUGGAGGCAGCAGGUGCCAUCGUCAUAGAGAAAACAUUUGGCAAUGCACUCCACUGCUCACACUCACCCCACAAGACUCCAUUACUAAAGAAAAGGCAUGUUGAAGCUUGUUUAAAGUUUGCUACAACUCAUUUGGACAAGCCUAUGAAAUACUAGGAGAGUGUAGUCUGGUCAGACGAGAGCAAAAUUGAACUUUUUGGAUGUCAUACUACACACCAUGUUUGGAGAAGAAAUGGCACUGCACAUCACCCUAAAAACACUACACCAACAGUGAAGUUUGGAGGUGAAGCAUCAUGGUGUGGGGCUGUUUUUCAUCACAUGGUACUGGCAGACUUCAUAUAACUGAAGGAACGAUGAAUGGAGCCCUUUACCGGGAGAUUCUUGAGAAGAAUCUGCUGCCAUCCACCAGGAUGAUGAAGAUGAGACGUGGGUGGAGCUUCCAGCAGGACGACGAUCCAAAGCAUACAGCAAAGGAAACUCUUAGUUGGUUUCAGAGGGUAAAACAAUCAAGGUGUUAGAAUGGCCCAGUCAAUCGCCCGACUCAAAUCCAAUUGAACAAGAUUUAAAGACAAUAUGUUGAGAAGAACAGGCCAAAAUCACAUAAAUACUGCGGUCCAUUAAUUUCUUCAUACAGGAAGUGUCUUGAAGUGUCAUUACAAACAAAUGUUUCUCCACUAAGUAUUAAAUGCAUUUCAGUUAGCGUCUUCAAUACUUUUUUUUCCACUUUAUUACACAUAACUUUAUUUAUGGACUUUAAUGUGUGGAUUUCUUGAGUUAAUACCAAAGUCUGGUGACAAUUUCGUGUGAAUAACCUCAUUGGAAAUAUAUUUACUGAAAAAAAUGUUGAUUCGUUCAAUACUCAUUUCCCCCACUGUAUAUACACUACCUAACAAAAGUUUAGACACACUCAUUCUUUAUUUUUAUUUUGUUUUCUCCACAUUGUAGAAUAAAGUCAUCAAAACAUCUGGAGUAACACAAAUAGAACUAUGGGAAUUAUGUUGUGAUAAAAAGUCCAAAAUAAAUGAAAAUAAUUUAGUA